Gambusia affinis (western mosquitofish) is the source of this 1707-nucleotide messenger RNA. Its product is annotated as leukotriene B4 receptor 1-like. The record is from RefSeq and is a predicted model, not a curated record. Gene Ontology annotation, biological process: G protein-coupled receptor signaling pathway; immune response. Gene Ontology annotation, molecular function: G protein-coupled receptor activity. Gene Ontology annotation, cellular component: membrane. Lineage: Eukaryota; Metazoa; Chordata; Actinopteri; Cyprinodontiformes; Poeciliidae. Bases 193 to 1122 code for a protein of 309 amino acids. The transcript has a single exon.
UUGAUCAAGUUUUCAGCUUUUAUCGGACAAGUGCAAUUUAACCAAGCAUUUUUUGACUGCAUGAGAAAAUAUAAAAACCUAACCAAUGAAAUCCAGCCCCUUUUUUAGUGGUUUUCUUUUUUCAGUUCCUCUUAAUCUGACCACUUUACUUCCGUGACAGAACAUUUAGCACUGUUAACUCAUUGAUGCAUCAUGAUUAAUAACUCCAACAUGAACGUCUCUGAUUUCUCUCUACCUCCUCGCACCUGGGUGCCUAACGGACUGAUCCCUGCAAUACUGCUGUCCUUCUGCUUUCUCCUAGGAGUUCCUGGAAACAUCGCAGUGAUUCUUUUAAAGCCCAACUGGCAGAACAUGUCCCGCCUGAGCCAGAGUUUGAUGCUCAACUUGGCCAUUUUUGACCUGCUCUCUCUGCUCACUCUGCCACUGUGGACUUACGCUCUGCUCAGUAACUGGAUAUUCGGUCUUGAAACCUGUAAGCUUUUAGGUUUUCUCGUGUACUGCAGCCUAUACGGCAGCAUGCUGACAGUGACAGCGUUGGGUGUCCAGCGGUACAUUGUGGUGGUGAACCAACGGAGAUGCGUUCAGGCACAAAAAAGACGCCUGCUGGUUCCAUUCUGGUUUGGAGCUAUAAUCCUGUCUAUCCCUGCUUUGGUGACAGAACAGGUGGAAACUAAAGAGAAGUGGACAUACUGCUACCCUCAGUUUUCAUCUCGGGCUCAGGGAUUGGCAGUGCUGCUGUCAGAGACCACAUCUGGGUUUGUCUCCUUUUUUGUCGUGGCCUAUUCCUACGUUCGCCUCCACAAGAGGAUUAGACAGGCAACGUUCUUCAACAAUCCACCGACGACCAGGCUGCUGACCAGCAUCAUUGUAAGCAAUUUUGUUCUGUGGUCUCCCCUUCAUACCGUAAAUGUGUUGGCCCUGGGAGCUAUCGGCUUCAAAAAUGACAGUUUGUUGAAGUCUUGUGUGAACAUAUGGGACAUUGUCAAAGCAAUUGCGUUUCUAAAUAAUUGCAUUAACCCACUGCUGUAUGCCUUUAACUUCCAUAAAAUGUUCAGACUCUGCAGGAGCCAAGAAGAAUUAACACCGCCGUCUCAAACACUGGACAUAAGUACAGUUGCAUAAACUAUGAUUAUCAACUGAAAAGGUCAUUUUUGUCCACAGAAAAGAGCAAAUAUUUGAAUCAAAACUUUUGUCCUCUGCUAUUAAAAACUCUAAAAAAUGGGGUUUAAAUUUGAAAUUUAAAUUUUAGGCAACAUUACAGGUAGAGUUGAAACGUGUCAUUGUAAAUAGUCUUCACUGAGAGUUUUGUGCUGGAAUAGUUUUGUUAAACUUUCUCGUGUUUAUAUUUUAACAAUUUUGAAUUUGGGUUUUCCAUUUUGUUUUGUUUUUUACAACAAGUUGGACUAAAUAUGUGUUGUAAUGUAUAAUUAACCUUGUGCAAAUGUGACAAUCAUGGGCUUCUAAAGACUAAUAUUUAUCAAAGUAGGUAAAGUGCUGAGUUUAUUUCUACAUCGUAAUCUCUACAUUGUUCAAAACUGUUGUUGUCCAUUCUGACGUCUAAACUUGACAGAGCCUUUUCUGUGGCAAGUCUUUUGUAUUUCUAUCGGUAAUGUAAAUUCCAUUUUCCAAACUGGUGUGAUGCUUGCCUAAAAAACAGAAGAGCAACUAUGUUUUGGUGCUUUUGGCUGAGUGCACAUUAAAAAUUAU